ACCCUCCCAGGGCGCCUGAGAGCCUGGUUUCGCGUGGGAGAAGGGAAGAGGAGGUGUGAGGCAGCGGCGGGGCCCGGGGCUGGGCUGCAGCCGGGCGCGGGGAGCGGGCUCGCUCGCUGCCGGCCCCCGCGGGGCGCAGGCAGGAGGAAAGGGGUUAAGUUCCGCCAGCCCCUUCGGGGAGGGGUGGCGGCGGGGGCGCUGCCGGAGGGGCUGCGGCGGCUCAGGUUGAUUUGGAGUGGGCGACGGCGGCCUGGCGCAGGCCCGCGGCGGAGGAAAAGCGGCUUAUAUCCCCCCCCCCCCGGUUGCCAUGGAGACGGGCGGGUGGCGGCGGCGGGGCUGUCAGUGAGGGAUCGCACCGGGCACCGGGGCGGCGGCGGAGGGGAGGCCGCGGAGGCGGCAGCGGCGGCGGAGGCAGCGGCAGACAUGGACUCGCACUGCGACUGUGCCGAGCCUCCGGCCGCCGAGCAGCCGUCGGGGAGGAUUAACAAAACCGCCUUCAAACUGUUCAAGAGGAGGAAAUCCGGGGGCACCAUGCCGAGCAUCUUCGGGGUGAGGAGCAAAGGCGGGGAGGGGAAGGGCGCCAGCAAAGCGGGGAUGGUGCGGAGCCGGACGCACGACGGCUUGGCCGACGCCGUGCUGGAGAGCAGCAAGAAGGAGGAACCGGGCGGCGGCGACCCGCAGAGCAAGGAGGCGCAGGGCCGGCCGGCCGGCAGCCUCGGCGUCUCCCCCGGCAGCUCGGUGGCCAAGUCGCACAGCUUCUUCUCCCUGCUGAGGAAGAACGGCAGGCCGGAGAACGGCAAGGCGGAGAGCGCGGAUCCGCGGGCUGGCGGCAGACAAAAGAAGGGGCUGAAAGGGCUCUUCAGCAGCAUGCGAUGGCAUAAAAAGGACAAAAAUGGCAAGGAGGAGAGGGGGGAAACCUCAGAGAUCCCGUCUGGUCUUAUUAUGCCGGGGUCCCUGACUGCCAGCCUGGAGUGCAUCAAGGAGGAGACGCCAAAACCUUUGUCUGAAACUCCGACCAGCGCAGGAGACACGGGGCUGGAACCGCCCGGGGAGAAGCGCAGCGGCGAGGCACAGGUCUCAGCUGAGGAGCCCGAAGCGGGAGCUGGGGAGUUGCAGGACAGCAGCCCCCCGCCCAGGGAGGCCUCUGCUGCUGCUGGAAGGCAACCCGAGGAGCUCGGCCACCAGCAACCGGACCCGAGCGCUGGAGAGGUUGGGACUGCGAAGGAUGCGGCCAUAACAGGUGACAUUCCAAUAACGACUAUCCCCCCUGUUGAACCUCACUGUGAUAGCGGUCAAGAGAUGGCAGCCGCCCCUGACCCUUCCUCUGUUGAUCCACCCUCAGAGCAAUCGAUUGAUCGUAUUUGUUUGAUGUUUGCUGACGUGACUUCACUGAAAAGCUUUGACUCUCUUACAGGCUGCGGAGAUAUUAUUGCGGACCAUGAGGAGGAUGUGGGCGGCGGGAGUGGCGGCUGUGAGAAGAGCACCCCUGGGCCCAGCAAGCUGGGUCCCUCCAAGAAGCAGCCCACCAUGGUGGCCUACCAGGGAGGAGGGGAGGAGAUGGCCAGCCCGGACCAGGUGGAUGACACCUAUCUGCAGGAGUUCUGGGAUAUGCUGUCGCAGACAGAGGAGACCCAGGCAGAAGGAGGAGGAGGAGGUGGAGGAGGGGUAAAGAAGCCUGAGGGGUUGAAGGAGAACCGAGGUACCGAGGGGGCCCAGAACAGGGUGGCGGCAAAACGUGGUGGCCUCCGCCAGAUCCCAGUUCACCUCAGCCACAAAGAGGAGCAGAAGGGCAGAGAGAAGGAACAACAUGAAGGCGUCCCAAACAGUGACGAGGGCUACUGGGAUUCUACCACCCCUGGUCCUGAGGAAGAUGGCUCCACAAGCAUCCAGAAGGAGACCAUUCCCAGGGACAGCUACAGCGGGGAUGCUCUCUACGACCUCUACACUGAGCCAGAUGAGAACCCACCAGCAGGGCCUACGGAUGAAGAGGUCACCUGCGUGCCACGCUCCAAGCCCGUGUCUCCAAUAACGACCACGUGCUCACUGAAGACACCCUCAAGCACAAUGAAGGACUCCAAGAUACCCAUCAGCAUUAAACACCUUUCGUCGCAUCCUGCCAGCCAUGGAACAGAUGCCAGUAACAGCCAUCAUGUUGCACACCAUCACCUGGCCAAAAGUGAGAUGCACAGAACAAAAAUCCCCGUCUCUAAAGUCCUGGUACGCCGGGUCAGUAACAGGGGCUUAGCAGGGACAACAGUGAAAGCAGCCAUGUACCACGACAGUGCCAAAAAGUAGUUGAAUAAGAGGUGGAGACAAAGAUGGACAGUAAGGUCAGCAUGUGAAAGUCUGCACAGGAGAUCACAGAUAACGAAUUAGUUUUGCGUCACCUGAAGAAAGGCACCUAAAAGACUUCCUUCACUGUACUUUGUGGGCCUGCACUUCUGAAUACCUUCUUACUAGACUGUAUGGCUGAAUAUAAAAAGUUGACUUCUUUUCCAGCACUUUUUUUACAUUUGUAUCUUUUUUCUGCAGCACUAAACACUGGGGAGGUUCAUUUUUACAUGCCUUUUUGGAACUUGGAUUAUGAACCAUGCAUCCUCACGCAAAGCAGUGCCACGAGUUCUUCAAGAGAACAGAGUUACGAAGGGAACAACAUGAGAGGUUCUCCAAUACACUUUUAAUCGUUUCCAGGGGAGGAGUGGAGGGUGGAUGCCUGGCUUCAAAAAUGGUGUUUGCUCUACAAGAUGUUGGAAAAAAUGCCAAGCAAAACCCAACCAACCUAACAGGUAUUUUACCUGCUGUAGGAACGAGAGCACUGCUCAGCAGCAGACUUGAUUGACUUGUGUGCAGUAGCUAACUAAGGAGUUAGGUGGACUUGUCUAACAGGAAAACGUAUUUUUGUUUGUCUGAUUGGUUUUGAUCUGGUCUAAUGUAAAUGGGUAACAGAGACACCUGACAUAAGUUCAGAUGUUUACAUCAAUACUUUUCCGAUAAUGUAUACAAUCAGGUUCAGGGAAACAAUUUACUAAAUGCCAAUAUAUACACACCGUUCACAUUUAUACAAUAACUUGCUCGCCAUGUGUAAAUAUAUACAUAUUUUAGCAGAUUUACUUCAAUGCUACAGAUUUUUUAUAUAAAAAAAUAAAUCACCUGUCUGUAUUAUCUAGAGUUUAAACAAGAGUUAGUUUUUAUAGGUAGAUAAUUUUACAGUUCUAAAGUGAUAGAACUUUGUGUAAGUACCUUAAUUUAGAGCAAAACUCUGUUUUGUAUGAGCUCAUGCAUCCCCAGAUGAGUAAGUCUGAAGUGCUGAUUUUAUUCUGGUGGCAUAUUCCAUGGUUCAGAGCUGAGGUUCUGACAGCAUUGCCACUGCAAACCUCUAUUUUCAGGGGUUUAGACAAAGUUGCUCUGGGCUUAAAUCUUACAGAGAAGGAACCCAGGAAAGAACAUGUUUUUUAAUUAUUAUUUUUUAAAAUAUAUAAGAUUAGUUUUUGACUAUUUAAAGAAAGUUUGGGUUCUCGUUGGUUUUUAUUUUCACUCUUAAUAAUGUCAGAAUAAUUUUACUUUAAGAGAGAAAAAGAAAUAUGGUAAGCUAAUGAUACAUAAAAUGGUCUGAUAAGCUUGGAUCUUAUGAGAAAUGGAUUAAUGGCCAGGAAGUUUUUGAAUAGUGGCUAGUGUACAUGGGCAUUGACACCAUUUCAAAUAAAUUUAAUAGGGUUUUAAUGUGCCUGAGGACAUAUUUUUAUGAUACACUGAAAAAGCUCCAAAAAUCACAGAAGUCUAAAGGUAAAUGUUAUGUAUUUACAAAAUAUUUUGAUAUAAGUAUUUAAUCAUCAGACCACAGUUAAUAUAAAAUAUAUGCUCCAGUGUAUCCAAAAAAUAAUAUACAUUUUAAAAAUAUACAUGUCUAUAUUAUGCAGAGAAUCCUAAAUUCAUGUCAUUGAAGCUAAUGGGUCUGAUCUUACAUAACAGUUGGUUUUAUUGUCUCUUAAAUUGAAAGGAAAAAAAAAGAUAUAUACAGAAUAUACAUUUGAAGGAUAUUAAGGUUAUAGAUUAACCAUAAAAAGCCAGGAAAUGCUGUAAUAAGAGUUGUAUAUGUGUGUGGUUCACUGGGGAAAUUACCUUAUAGUCACAAGGGUAAAAUUGGUAUCUAGUUCUGAAAUGACUGCAGGAUUUAAUACCAAACUGCAACAGCCCAGUGAAUGAGGAGAAAGUGUCAGUUUUCCUGAUCAGUUUUCAUGGUUUGAAUAAGAACCUUAAUAUACUUCAAAUAAUAAUAUUUUAUAUGUUUUCUUUCUAACGUGUAUGUGUGUGGUUUUCUACAUGCCUGCUCACAUAGAGGUGUUGUACAUAUGCAUGUGUAGUCAGAACGCGCCUCCUCCUGGGCUGUGUGCCCCUGGGCAAAGGCGCACACCCAUGCACACUCGUGUGAACACACUCAUGCACACUCGUGUGAACACAGCCGUGUGCGCACGCUCCCGCGCGGGCUGAGGCGAUGUGCUGUCGAUCUAUCUCAACACGCUGGCAGCGAUUUCCUUUGCCUGAGGAAGGGAUUUGCAUUUGGCCUGAUUCUGCUUCUGCAUUUUAGAAAGUUAAAGCUGAAAUACCGUCAAAAGGAUCAAUGUACAGAACACAGACUAUUAUCCUGUUCCUCAGCCCUAAGCUUAACAUUCAUUUUUUUCUGUUCUUUUGUUUUCUCUUACUGUAAGGGACACAUCUUUCCUUGCAUGACAAGUCUGCAGAAAAAUCCUAAUUCCCCAUUUUGUUAUAAGGAAAAAUUGUGCAGAGAGAUUCUGUAGGAAGUUGAGAGGGAAGGAGGAUGUGGUGAGCUUGGGGUAGUACCAUACAAACUGGAAGCACUGAGUACAGGUAGUAAGAGCUGUGCAUCCUUAAAACCACUAAAAGAUAUCAGCUACCAUCUCUACGGGACUUGUGUGUGGCAAAUUGUUAAUCGUAUGCAUUUUGUUUGCAUUGUGGCAUGUCUGUAUUGAGAAACCAAUAGAGUGGCACUAGACUAGCUCCCUCUCACAUAACGACUAACACGAAUCAUCAUUAAAAUGCUUUGGCUUCCCUUCAUUUUUCUCUCUCUCCUUUGUUUUCUGCCCCAUUUUUCCUCUGUCCUCUGCAUGCUGGCGGGUGGCUUCCCCCCGGUGCUCACCCCAAAGCGUGGGGCGGGAGGGCGGCCACGCUGCUGCCAAGGCCAGGGGCUCCCCGGUCGCUCCUUCGAGCUUCCUAUUGCGUACCCCAUGUAAGUACCUUUUGCAAAUCUCUUGGUGGUUCGUUGGGCUGCUUGCUAUGUACAUAUUUUAAGGACAAUCAUAUCCUUAAAAGGAAAAUGGGAAAGUAGCUCGUAGUAAGGCGUCAGUAUUUUGAGUCAUUGCGACAUACUGACGUUGAUUCAGGGUAAUUGUUGUGUGAGAGUAAAAAUACAAUUUAAUGCUCAAAUUAACUUUGUAUUUAUAAAACUCAUUUUUGUCUUUAAGCCAUCUAUGUUUUUUAUUUUGGACAGUAAUAGAAAAUUUCAUAUUUACUAGGGCUUUCAAUUUUCAUAGAGAUAUAUGUAUAAAUCCACACAAUGCCUGAAACAAUCAUUUGAAGAAGGUUCAAAGGCUUUCUUUAGACCUAUAUUUAAUUCCUGAAAGAUCCCUGUAAGAUACUGUGAGAUGCCUAAGAACAAACAGUCAAUGGCUUGCUGGAUUUAAAGGCUGAGAUGUAAAGAGGUAAUAGUCCUGAGGCAUUCUGUGGUGGUUUGCAUUGUUAUUUAUGUUACCCUGUUCAAGCAUAUCUUUUCCUUGGCUUUGGUAGGAAUCAAGGUAGAAAUGGUGUUCUGAGUCCCAAAGAUAACAUUCCCAAUGCUGUCACCGUUUUAUUUUCUUAAAGGAUACUUUUCUUAAUUUGUUUUAUUUGUUAUUUUGUGGUCUGAAUGAUACUUUGUAAUUAUCAGCUUGUAUGUCAUUCAUAAAGGAUUUUGUAGAUCAGGACUUGGCAUUUAGUUAUAUUUAUUCUUUGCACUUUCAGGUCACUACUGGUAAAUUUUAUAUGUUCUUAGAGUAUUUCUAUAUAUUGCAUAGUGUUUUAUAGCUAUCUACAGUGAUUUCAGUGGUAUUCAUUCCUAUCCUAUAUAUCAGCACAAAAGAUUUCCUUUCAGUAGCAUGAAAUGAUGUUUUUGUGGACUUCUUUUGUCAUUAUAGGAGUUAAAUUUCCUGUACUAUAUGUGUGGCCUGCAACAGACAUAACAGGUCUUAUUUUCCCUGUAGUGCAUAUGCAUUUUGCUCUUACCAGUAAUUGGACUCAAAGACAUGUAGUAGAUUUCAGAAGAAAUUCCAUUAUUAGAAUAAGAAAAAACUGUGUUCGGUCUUAUUCCAUCAACCACCAGCAUUUUCUUCACCCACUGUGAAUAUCCUCACUGUCAUUCAGGGCAGUAGAGGACUGAAUUUUAAGAAUUACAAGCAUAGAUGUACAGUAUGGAAAUUAAUUCACUGAUUAUUUUUUAAUGAAUCUUACUAAAUUAUUUAUCUAAGCUAAGCGAAUAUUGCACCAAAGUCUUCAAAACACCUGAUACAGAUGGUAUUUGUAGUUAGAUGCUAUAAAUGCAGAUGAGCCAAAUUAACAGGCUUUGCUUAGCAAAGCAAACCUUUGUUGUUUCUUAAAUUUGUAGUACUGCCUGAGCUUCCAGAUCAAAGGGAGUCAAUGAUUCUGCUUUGUUGCCAUGCUCAGAGUUGGUUUUUUUUUCCAAGUCUAAUGGACUACUUUCAGAAAAGGCUUUUCAGCAAGAUAAUUGUAUGAAAGAGACAGUUGACAGUAACAAUAGCCACUUACGAGGCAGAUGGUUAUCUAACAGCCACAAUGGGGGAGUCUAAGCAAGGUGGCCUGAAAAUGUAUUUUCAUAGUUACUGAUAUGAAAGACUGAGGCUUCUGUCUUGGAAAAACAAAUUGACACUGACUCAAAGAUGCUGCAGAGUCUUGGCAUAGUUGACAUGUGACAGCUCCUCCAGGGUUUGGGGUUUUGAAAUUAUUUUAUUUUUAAUUCUGGCUUUUCCUUUUUUUUUUUUUCGCUUUUGCUUUGUUUAUUUCUUCAUUACAAUGACAUAACCCCACGUGUCUGAACAGAAUUGCACAACAACUGAUUCUUCUGAGAUUCAGUGCUGAGAGUACACUGUCAGUUGUCUUCAGUAGCCUGGGACUGGUUCCCACUGAACACCCUUCCCUUCCACUGAGGGAUGGGGCGGAUGGGAUAAUGGGAUUCCCUUGUCAUGAAUCCACGUGCUGUUUACUGUGAGCUGGAGGUAUCCAAGACUGCCUUGCUGUUUGUGUUCAGGGGACAGUUUAUUUUUAUUUUGACUCACAGGAAUUUUUUAGCUCAUCCUUAGCUCACAUCUUGUUUUCGUUGUGAGCAUCUCAGCUAGGAAAGCUCAACAUCGAUUUGGUGUUUCCCAGAUCCAUUCCAUGUAGAGAGAAAUGGAAGAACUUGUCAUAUGCAAAGGAAUAAGAGCUGUAACCACUUUAGCCACAUCCUGAGGGGGCUUUAUUCCUGCAAAAAGCAGGUUGUUAAAGCUCUUUUUGCCUUAGAGGGCUUCUCCUUCCAAGCCAGUGAGUAUUAUUGCCUGGGACCCCCCCUUUUUUUUUCUCUCUCUCAUUCCAUCUCAGCCAUACUGCAGUUGCUUGGGAAACUUGAGAUUUUUGUUCUAGUCUUCCAGUGCUAGAAAAGAAGAGCUGCUGCCAGUGUGCCAGGAGGUCUUUGCUCUUACUUCUUGGUCUUGAAAAAAUCAAUUCACCUUCAGAACAAGUGGCAAAGUUAUUUAAAAUGGAAAUCUCUGCUGUGUAAUCUCAUACAUGUGGGUGAGGAUGUUGAGUGAUAUUUUGCAUAGAGUGGAAUAUACCCCUCCAUUUUUCUGUUGAGGACAAUUGAGCAUAUCUAGCAGGGAAACAUAACACUCUUGUAGGAAAGCCCAGAAGCUGUUUGUUAUGGAGACUGUGCCCACAUUUUCUUUAUCUUUGGCAAGAACUGCUUUCCUUUUGUGCAUAUUUAAAUAAAGAGAAACAAAGUUUUAGUGGAGAGAGGAAUAUGUUAUGUACUUCACAGGGCAAGGAGUUUAAACUCCUAGGCUAAAAGACUUCUUGUAGCAAUGGCUAAAAGGCUUCUUGCAGCAGUGGCUAAAAUAAGAUUGCUUUGCCUACUUUAACAUCACAUCCAAGAAGUGCUCUGCAAUAGAUGCUUGUGCAGCUAUGGCCACAAAGUUAGAAAGCUGGCAUUUGCCAACACAAAGAUCUCUUUCCAAGGUCCAGUUCUGCUGUGGCAAAGCUUCCACUGACUCCAGCAAGAACUGACAAAGGUCCUUAAUCUCUUAUUCUUAAGGAAAUAGGAAGUGUUUCUUAAAUAAGUCUUCCCUUUUUUAAAAGAUGAACAUUAUUCAGGUGAUUGUGUAGUCUUUUGCAUUACUAUAGUAGUAAUUUCCCUGAUCUGAAUGCAAAACAUGUCUUUCCAUUGUUUUUCCAUCUUAACAAGCAGCCACUCCUGCACAUAACUCUGGUGCUCAGCAUGUUUAAAUUACAGCUAACGCAAUCACUGCCUUCCUUAAUUUAACUUGUGAUGGCAAAACCAGGACCAGAUCCUUUCCAAAGCACUAAACCCCCUGCCUAUUGUGUUGCUGUUCAUGUGUUUUUGAUACGGUAACUGAGGAUGCCUCCCUUUAAUUAUUGCGUAGCCAUGUUUUAAAUCUGUUUUUAGGACGAACAGUGUAUAGGGACUGAAUGGUAAGAUAUUUAAUAGAUUUUUGUUAUUUUGGAUGAUGUUGCAUCAAAAUAGUUGCUAUUUCAGUAUCAGGUUGUUUCCAUGGGCUUUUUAUGCAGAUGCACUGGAAGCUUUGAACAUAAUGUGCUCAUAAAACAAAAAUUGGCUACAUCUGCUUUGAGUUAAGCCUGACCUUAAAAUGUAACAGUUACACAUCUGGUGAUAUUUCUUGGUUAAUGGCAGCAAAGGGGAAGGCCUGCCCCAACUCACCUGCACCCCAUGGACUGGGGGAGCAAGGCACUGUCACCAGAAUAAUUUGCUGUCUGACCCUGCCCUGUGGUCCCAGCAGAGGACUGCGGGGUGUCAGCAUGUAGAGGUGUCGGACAGGUUGGAGAGCAGCAGGAAAAGCCAGGAUGGCAAAGCUGUGAUGGGAUGGGAGGGUUGGUAGGGUGGCUGGGAGAUGGGAUGAAAGCAAGGGACCUGUGGUGCUUAUGGAAGAAGAGAGUUAAACAUAUGCCUAUAAAAUCUGGCUCCUUUUAUUUUCUUGCAUUGAUGCUGGGAUUGCUGUGUCACACUGAGUUAGGAGCCAGACUGUGUGGGUCUGGCUGUGCUGAAGCCAGGGCUUGUGCCAGUGGCCUGCAGUGUGACUGUUCUCGUCAACACCUGAGCAGUCCCCAGUGCCCUCAUUUCUGAAGGCAGUUUUAGCAAAGAGACUUCUGCAAAUCCCCUGUAGCCCAGCACCAACGCAUGGCUUCUCAGUGAGCUUCCACCCUCAUUUUUUCGGGGGUGUGUGAAGACCCAAGCCCUUGGCAGGGUGGUGAGUACUGGCUGUACCAUUGCAGCCCAGGUCAAGGGGGAAGGGAGUGUAAGACACACUGUGCAGGCAGCAGCAGCACCAAGUCCUAGGUAGAGCACAAGUAACUUUCUGCAGCACGUGGCUCGAUAAAAGCAAUGUUAUCCUGCUUUUCGAAAGAAGGAAAAAGACCAGAGCUGUUGCUUUUGUGUAAAAUUGAAGUAAAGCCUCUGUCGUGGGACAGAUUGCAACAGCUAGACACUAUCUCAGUCCACAGUAUUCCCUCUGAAAUCAGUGGAUCUGUUAGUGGUGUCGGUUGUUAUUUAGAUUGAGCAAAGAUCCCAUAAUUUGGCACCGUCUGAAUUUUCCUUGCUACGUUUGUCAGCAGAGCCUGUCUCAGAAAAGCUCUAGUGUUGAGGCUUGUGGCCCUUUUGAAAUGGGAGAUAAGGUGUGAAUUUGGCUGGUGGAAAAUACAGAUUCAAUAAAUUCAGAAAACCCAGCAUGGCUUCAGUCUUUUGUCACAGCCCAACUCUGCUAAAUAGCACGGUGUGCCUGAGGAAAAUGCAGCAGGGACUGCUCCACACUGCAGCUGACAAACCGAUGCUCUCGGGGUUUCCUACAUGCUGAAAGGGACAGAUAUGUCCUGUUAGAAGUGGCUUAACUUGUUUCUGUAAGAAGUGUUAUAGCCGAUGGAUCACUGUUAAUUACAAUUUUCCCUUGUAUUUUUGUGUCAGCCACUUUUAGUAAGGUAGCACAUGACCUGUUCAAGGUAAUGAGCGAGUAAAGCCAGAACUCCCCGCUUUCUUAUCUCAAUGGUUUGCUAAUAAUCUAGUGAGUCUGUGUGCACCAACUUUUUCUUAGUGAAAGCUCACAACACUACGGGGGGUGUUUUCAUAACAGACUGUUAGACACACUCUGAUCCUUUCCACCUAUACGAACUUGGAUGAGUAUGUGUCUCCCUGAAUCACUGUAUUCUUGACGUAAUUACAACCUGAUAGCAAUAGAUGUCUUUUUUCCCUGGCAGUUCACAAGGAUAUAUUAAUCAGUGUUUAUUAUAUUUUUAAUUCUGUAAAUAUUUAUUUUGGUACUCUGUGUAUUUAUUGGCACUGAUUCUGGUGUUUGCUAAUGUGUCAUUGUAAAUGUUGAUGGUUUCAAUAGUCUUGCUUCUAAUGAAUGUAAGGAACUCAGACUAACUGCACUUUUCUUCCAUUCAAAAAUCUUACAGUGAAAAAUAUUCCCACUGUCAUAUUAUGUGUUAUAAUGAAUCCGGUUAAUAAAAUCAGUUGUCACUUUUCA
Messenger RNA from Columba livia (rock pigeon), 10817 nucleotides. It is a transcript of the gene AMER2, whose product is annotated as APC membrane recruitment protein 2. The record is from RefSeq and is a predicted model, not a curated record. Bases 424 to 2295 code for a protein of 623 amino acids. Gene Ontology annotation, biological process: regulation of canonical Wnt signaling pathway. Gene Ontology annotation, molecular function: beta-catenin binding; phosphatidylinositol-4,5-bisphosphate binding. Gene Ontology annotation, cellular component: plasma membrane. Lineage: Eukaryota; Metazoa; Chordata; Aves; Columbiformes; Columbidae. The transcript has a single exon.